This is a messenger RNA of Cylindrotheca closterium, 912 nucleotides long. Lineage: Eukaryota; Bacillariophyta; Bacillariophyceae; Bacillariales; Bacillariaceae. The record is from the annotation of a GenBank genome assembly.
AUGUCCAUGUCAUUUCCCGUCGAAAUCUGUUACGAAUUCUCCAAGAACCUAGAAGGUUUGCUUGAUCCAACUAUUGAUACAACUAUUGUAGCGAUCAAGGAUGAAGAAGGUACUGUUGCGACAGAGGCAACAAGUGAACAAAGUGUAGCACAAAUCAUUGACCAAAAGGCGGCAACUCAAAUCCAAGCUGUUGCCAGAGGCAGGAUUGUGAGAAACAAAGCCAUGAAACAAAGCGAACAAAAGGCUGUAAUGGACACACGAACAAAAGCAGGGCAAACCAUCAUGAACGAGGAAGAAGAAGGCAAAGAAAGUAUUGAAGACAACAUCAGAAGCGUUCGAGAAUUGCUCAAGAAGAAGCAGGCCACUUGGGAACGCUGCCAAAAGGGUCGCAUCGGAGAGAAAGAUGGCAGCACCCAAACGUUUAUUCGAACUGGGUUCAUGACAGUCCACACAAAGACUGAAAACAGAAAGGUUCAAUUCACAAGCCGAGCUGAAAAAUCAGAGAAAUCCUACGAUAUGCAAGCAUUGGAGGUGCUUCCAGGCAAACUCGAGGGAAUCUUUGAAGUCCACUAUGAUGAAUUCGGUUUUGUGAACUACGAAGGCUUUCUAGAGAAGUCACUGUUGCUGCACGAGCGUGUGCUUCAACCGUUUCUGCUCAAGCUCAAAGGACAUCUCGAGCGCGUCAAUGUGCUUCUUGCAGAAAUUGAUGCUUGGCUAGCAGAACCACAGGCUGACUUGGCCUUUCUCAAGAAGAUUUUUGGGCUUGAUGAAAAAUUGACUAUUACUACUGAAACUACAACAUUGAAGGAAUGUGAACUUGAAGACGAUUUCCAAGUCAACGGUUCUUUCAACAUCCAAACCAGCAGAGAUCAAAAAAUGCUGGGGAAACUCCUUGUCUUUAUUUCGGAGUAG